AGAUUGAGCCAUUGUUUUUUUCCCCGUCAGGUCUGCCUCUCUCCCACAUUAGCAAACCUAUCUGGCUCUUUGGGAGCUUGAGCAAACAGUAGCACUUUCGCUGUGGUGCCCACUCUACAGUUUCCAUGUUAUGAGGUGAGCUGCCCCUCUGAUAGCCUUUUUUUUUUUUAGAGAGAAGACUGGUUAGUUCAAGUGUGUCCUGGUUUAACCAUUAAACCCAGACUUUUAGUGAUGUUCCUCUGCUGACUUCCUUAACUCACUCAACACUGGGAGUUCCACUUGCAGCAUUUUAUUAUUUUGUUUCUUGUCCUUUGGGGAAAUGUUUGAAAAGAUCUUUUUCCUGCUUUGUUUGUCGACUGCUUUGGCAGAACAGCUCUGUAGACCAGAGGCUUCAGAUGGCUACAGAGUUCGACUCAGCAUCAAAACUGCUCUGGGAGAUGAAGCCUACGUCUGGAAUGACAAUGAAAUGUUCCUUUUCCGAGCGACUCUGGCUUUUGCCAUGAGGAAUCAAAUCAGUGGACAGGAAUUUGAAGUGUCCAACAUCAUUGUGUGUGAUGAGACUCCCAGAGUGUCUUUCUGGUUUGUGGUGACGUCACCGCAGAACACCUCACAGCUUGUUGAUAAAGAAAGUGUGGAGGAGGCUGUCAGAAAGUCCAGGAAUCGCAUCAACAGUGCCUUCCUGCUGACUGAUAAAACUCUGGAGUUCAUCGGUAUUCCUCCGACCCUGGCAGCACCAGUCAACCCUGACACCCCUCCAUGGCUAAUUGUGUUUGGGCUGGUCAUGGGUGCUGUGGGUGCUGGCAUCAUUGUUUUGCUUGCGUCCUCUGUGGUCCAAAAGAAACGCAAAAACGAUGAAAAACCAGACGAUGAGGAGAUUGAUGAAGAGACAAGGGUGAAAACGGUGGAAAAUAGUGCUGCAAGUGAGGGUAUUUACAACAGGUCGUUUUCAGAUGAUGAGAGAUUCACACACAUGUAAUAUGCUUCUAUAAACUCUUCAGAAUUAUGACGGGGAGAAUAUUUUUAAGCUGCUCCAGGUGGACUAUUGUUGCACUACAAAAUUCCAUCUUUUCAAAGUUGUAAUUUGUGUUUAUUGUUGAAGUUCCUCAUUUAAAUGAUUUCUAUUUUUGUUUCUUGGCAGAAUGGGAUAGAAACAAGUAAUAAAACUGAUCCCAUUUAUGAAUUUAAGAUAAGGGCUCACUCACAGCUUAGUACAGUCCUGUCUAUAUGGGACUGAGAUUUAUAGCAAAAAAUCAAAUCUUGAUGUGUGUAAAUCAUGUCAUGAUUCAGAAUAUACUAGAUCUAUUUUUUUAAUUGGGAACAAUAGAGAAGCUAUUGACUAGUUGCUUACUAUAUUUAACCUAUUUUUUUUGGUCAAAUCAAAAUGAGAGCCUAGAGGAGAUGUCUGCUGUGAGCAGAUCCUUUUGCCGUCUCUUUGUUUGCCGUCAUCAUCUUUCUUUUUCCAGACUACAGAGCGACAGUGAACCCCCCCCCCCCCAGUCAGUGUUGUGCUUAGCUGCAGUUUUUGAUGCAGUGUUCAGGCUCAUUAUUAUGAUGGUUGGAAAAAAUAUUGUUAGACACAAUUUACAUAUUGUUACAGUAGCCAGAGCAGUACAGCAUCCUUUGUACUUGAACACAAAGAUUUGUGUGAUCACUGUAUUGUUCAAAAUAGAGUCCCUGACAUGUACUGUUUGAAAGUGAUAGGCUUCUCUAGCAUGAUUUUGUAAUAGACAAAACCUCAGACUAACUCAAUGCUAGGCAACAGAACUUAGAAAACACAACGUGCUUCAUUGGUCCAGAUGAAAGCCUGAUUUUGUGGUGACCUAUGGGUAAAUUUCAUAAAAUGUUGUGUCAAAAUGCUCACAUCUGUGCUCACAGCAGGUCAGCGGGGGUAAAGGAACAGAAUCUUUUUCUUUUUCCUGCCUUGAACUGUAAUUGUUUUGACA
Lates calcarifer (barramundi perch) is the source of this 1943-nucleotide messenger RNA. It is a transcript of the gene cltrn, whose product is annotated as collectrin, amino acid transport regulator. Bases 320 to 976 code for a protein of 218 amino acids. The transcript is spliced from 6 exons. Lineage: Eukaryota; Metazoa; Chordata; Actinopteri; Centropomidae. The record is from RefSeq and is a predicted model, not a curated record.